UGUAUCUGCAAAAAAGAUAAAAUUAUUUCAAACCGAAACUCGAUUUUUAGGGCAUAAUAUUAAAGAAGGGACUAUUAUCCCGAUUGAAAGAUCUAUUACUUUUGCGGAAAAAAAUCCGGAUGAAAUAAGAGACAAAAAUCAAUUACAAAGGUUUUUGGGCAGUUUAAAUUAUAUUGCUGAUUUUUAUACUAAUCUUGCAUUUGACACCAAACCUUUAUUUGAAAGGUUAAAAAAGAACCCUCCAGAAUGGACACAUGUUCACACUGAAGCAGUUCGUAAAAUUAAAGCAAAAAUUAAGGAAAUUCCAUGCUUGGCUUUACCUCAUCCUAAUGCAUUUAAAAUUGUCGAAACAGAUGCCUCGGACUUGGGAUAUGGAGGAAUCCUUAAACAAAGGAUUAAUAAUAAAGAAAUUCUUGUUAGAUUUACAUCAGGAGUUUGGAAAGGACCCCGAAUAAAUUAUUCUACUGUUAAAAAAGAAAUCCUUUCAAUUGUUCUUUGCAUACAAAAAUUUGAAAGUGAUUUGCUAAAUCAAAAAUUUCUAUUACGAAUUGAUUGUAAAUCUGCAAAAGAUAUACUUCAAAAAGACAUAAAGAAUGUUGCAUCAAAACAAAUUUUUGCAAGAUGGCAAGGCAUAUUGUCCGUUUUUGAUUUUGAUAUUGAGUUUAUAAAAGGAUCAGAUAAUUGCUUACCUAAUUUCUUAACUCGUGAAUUCUUGCAGGGACAGAAUGAAUAAAGACAAAGGGAAGGCAAAAGCCACUGGUGAACCUUAUAAGGUUCCUUCAUACAAAAAUGUUGUGGGAAAAACCCCAGAACAAUUAAGAAAAGAAGCCUUAAAGGCCACGCCAAAAGAAAACAAACUUAGAGAUGAUGCAUAUGCUAUUGCAGUAUCGUCUAAUAUGACGAAUGAAUUCGUUUAUCCAUAUCUUCCUAUUUCUACAAUAUGGAUCGCACCAAUAGAGCUUAAAUAUGCUCAUCUUGCUGCUAAUGAAGCUGCUAAAUUCUACCUUCAAGAAUUUGCAGACCCAUUUCUUUAUCCUAAGGAUUACAAUUUUUAUUAUGCAAUACUUGACUCUACUGGUUCUGUAGAAUUUGAUUCUGUUAAUCGAACAGGUGGUGAAUGGGCUUAUUCCAAAGCUUUCUUCAAAAAGGUAAUUACUCCUCAACAAUGGAAUAGAGACCUUUAUAGAUUCAGAGAACUUCCUAAAUAUAGAAAGGAACAAAAUAAAUUUUGGUUCAACUAUUUUGAUUAUAUCAAAGCUUGGGAUGGUGCUUUCUGUUAUGAAAACAGACAAAGAAAACACAGUUGGUUUUUCCAAUUUAGAGAUUUUGAUCAAAGUUCUCCUUUACCACAAUGGUUUUUAAUGUGGUUUAAUAAUUGGGGAUUUCAUCCUAUUACUCUUCCUGAUAAAAUCAGAACAAUUUAUGAUGAUUUUAUAAAAUCAAAUGCAUCAUUAAAAACUCCAGGAUUAAUGUUUGCAAUCCUCUAUCAAGUUCCUUGGAUUAUGAAGUGGGACGUUAUUAUUUCCAAAAUGCCCCUUCGUAAAUUUGGAGAAAUUGUUCAUAAUAUCCCUUAUCUGGGAAGAAGGAUUUUAAUCAAAUGGUGGGACAAGUUUGAUUUCUUUGCAGAAAAUUCAGUCUUCUCCCAAAAGGGAUUAAUUAAUCUAGAGCCUCUACCACCUCCUCCAAGUCCCAAGAAAGACAUUACAGAAAUUCCGAGGGAAUUAUUGGCAUCGUCAUCCAAAUCGGAUCUUAAGGCACAAUUAAAAGAAAUCCUACAAGAAUCUGAUUCGGAUACAGAGGACACUGAUAUGGCCAGCCUUAAAUCAGACUCAAUGCAAGACUCCCAGGACCCAUAUGAUGUUUAG
Erythranthe guttata (spotted monkey flower) is the source of this 1865-nucleotide messenger RNA. The record is from RefSeq and is a predicted model, not a curated record. Lineage: Eukaryota; Viridiplantae; Streptophyta; Magnoliopsida; Lamiales; Phrymaceae.